Syzygium oleosum is the source of this 875-nucleotide messenger RNA. RefSeq lists its product as uncharacterized. The record is from RefSeq and is a predicted model, not a curated record. NCBI's taxonomy places the organism in Eukaryota, Viridiplantae, Streptophyta, Magnoliopsida, Myrtales, Myrtaceae. The transcript is spliced from 5 exons. Bases 119 to 781 code for a protein of 220 amino acids.
GCUCGUUGCUCAUUUCUCACUCUCUCUCUCUCUCUCUCGGCGAUCCUCCUGAACUCUCUCGAGACAAGCGCCUCCUCCAUUGAAGCUCCCACUCUCUCGAAGCUCAAAGCUCAAUCUCAUGGCCCUCGCCAAUCACUUCCUCGCAGCUCCCGCCGAGACCCCGUUCUACCCCAGGGCUACGGCGCCCUCUCGGUCUCCUUCCUGCUCCGAUGCGGAUCCUCUGCCGCCCGCUCGCGUUCCGUCGAUUCGCUCGUCGCCGAUGAAUCGGAGGAUCCCUCUGUGCAGAAGCAGCUCUAGACUUCGCGGAGUCAAGCACAUGGGUAACUCACAGGUUAAGGCCGUGCCUCAAGAAUCUGAAGUUAAUACAGCUGCAGAAGCCUUCAACAAUUUCAAGCACCUACUUCUGCCAAUCACAGAUCGCAAUCCUUACCUUUCUGAAGGAACAAGACAGGCUGUAGCAACUACUGCAGCUUUAGCAAAGAAGUAUGGAGCUGAUAUCACUGUUGUGGUUAUCGACGAAAAGCAGAAGGAAACGUUGCCAGAGCAUGAGACUCAACUAUCCAGCAUCCGUUGGCAUCUGUCGGAAGGUGGGUUCCAAGAAUAUAAGUUGCUAGAGCGUCUUGGAGAAGGGAACAAACCGACAGCUAUUAUUGGCGAGGUGGCCGAUGAUCUCAACUUGGAUUUGGUCAUUCUCAGCAUGGAAGCCAUCCAUUCGAAGCACGUGGAUGCGAACUUGUUAGCUGAGUUUAUUCCAUGUCCCGUCAUUCUUUUACCAUUGUAAAUGUCACUUUGCAAAGAACAGCGAGAUAGUGUAAUUUCAUUCUCGAAUGACACUUUUGAUCGGACAAGAAGUGUCUCCAAUUAUUUUGCUUCUA